AUGGAAGCUAAAGAACCCGUCAAUGGAGGAUCCGUACAGAUCCGAACGGAGACACGAAAGCUUCCGAAUUUCUUACAGAGCGUGAACAUGAAAUACGUCAAGCUAGGGUACCAUUACCUGAUUACUCAUCUGUUCAAGCUCUGUUUGGUUCCUUUAAUAGCGGUUUUAAUCACAGAGAUCUCUCGAUUGACCCCAGACGAUCUCUACCAUCUCUGGCUCCACCUCCAAUACAAUCUCGUCGCCUUCAUCCUCCUCUCCGCUCUAGCCGUUUUCGGCUCCACCGUCUUCAUCAUGACCCGACCCAGAUCCGUUUACCUCGUCGAUUACUCCUGUUAUCUCCCUCCGGCGAGUCUCCAAGUGAAAUACCAGAAAUUCAUGGACCACUCAAAGCUAAUCGAGGAAUUCAACGAUUCCUCUCUCGAGUUUCAGAGGAAGAUUCUGGAGAGAUCGGGUUUAGGAGAAGAGACUUAUCUCCCUGAGGCUCUACAUUCCAUCCCGCCGCGUCCGACGAUGGUGGCGGCGCGUGAGGAAGCCGAGCAGGUAAUGUUUGGUUCACUCGACAAACUAUUCGAGAACACAAAGAUUAACCCUAGGGACAUUGGUGUGUUGGUAGUGAAUUGCAGCUUGUUUAAUCCGACUCCUUCUUUAUCCGCCAUGAUUGUUAACAAGUAUAAGCUUAGGGGAAACGUUAAAAGUUUCAAUCUUGGUGGGAUGGGAUGUAGUGCUGGUGUCAUCGCCAUUGAUUUAGCUAAAGACAUGUUGCAAGUCCAUAGGAACACUUAUGCUGUUGUGGUUAGCACUGAGAACAUCACUCAGAACUGGUAUUUCGGGAACAGAAAGGCGAUGCUGAUCCCGAACUGCUUGUUUCGUGUCGGUGGAACCGCGGUUUUGCUCUCGAACAAGCCUAGGGAUCGUAGAAGGUCUAAGUACAAGAUGGUUCACACGGUUAGGACUCAUAAAGGAGCUGAUGAGAAGGCUUUUAACUGUGUUUAUCAAGAACAGGACGAGAAUGGGAAAACCGGAGUUUCUUUGUCCAAAGAUCUCAUGGCUAUAGCAGGGGAAGCUCUUAAGGCGAACAUCACUACUUUAGGUCCUUUGGUUCUUCCGAUAAGCGAGCAGAUUCUGUUUUUCGCAACUUUGGUCGCGAAGAAGCUGUUCAAUGCUAAGCUCAAGCCUUACAUUCCGGAUUUCAAGCUUGCUUUCGACCAUUUCUGUAUCCAUGCUGGUGGUAGAGCUGUGAUCGAUGAGCUCGAGAAGAAUCUGCAGCUUUCGCAGAGACAUGUCGAGGCAUCGAGGAUGACAUUGCACAGGUUCGGAAACACUUCCUCGAGCUCGAUAUGGUAUGAGCUGGCUUACAUUGAGGCUAAAGGAAGGAUGAAGAAAGGGAACAGAGUUUGGCAGAUUGCUUUUGGAAGUGGGUUUAAGUGUAACAGUGCGGUUUGGGUGGCUCUGCACAAUGUCAAGCCUUCGGUUAGUAGUCCGUGGGAACACUGCAUCGACCGAUAUCCGGUUAAGCUUGAUCACUGA
Messenger RNA from Thlaspi arvense, 1527 nucleotides. The record is from the annotation of a GenBank genome assembly. Lineage: Eukaryota; Viridiplantae; Streptophyta; Magnoliopsida; Brassicales; Brassicaceae.